Molecule: messenger RNA, 1670 nt
Organism: Musa acuminata AAA Group (dessert banana)
Lineage: Eukaryota; Viridiplantae; Streptophyta; Magnoliopsida; Zingiberales; Musaceae
Product: F-box protein SKIP28-like
Exons: 4
Coding region: 151-1230 (359 amino acids)
Cellular component (GO): cytoplasm
Molecular function (GO): protein binding
Source: RefSeq, a predicted model, not a curated record
CCGCACACCGACCCACCGUAGCUAAAGCAGCCGUUCGAUAUAUGAUCUCCUUUGCUUUCCCAUUGGCAAACACGGUCAUCGUCUCCUCGAGGGACUCGACGUUGCUUCGUGCCCCCUCUCUCUUUCUUCGCCUCGGAAGCUCUCCUUCGAAUGGAACCUUCUCCUCUGCUGGCUGAGGAUGCAGUCGUCGGUCGCCCUCCACCGCCAUCCCACGACGGCUGUCGGAACCCUGACGCCGGCUCCUCCGACGGGACCGGCGCCCUGCUUCUGGUCUUGGGAUACCUCCGGCUGCCGGAGCUGCUGGCCUUCCAGAGGGUCUCGCGAUUUUUCAGGGACGCAGUUGCCGGAGACGGCCUGCUGUGGCGGCGCGUCGCCGUUCAGAGUCCGUUGAGCGGGCGGCUCACCGAUGACGCCCUCCUGCGCAUAACGUCGAGGGCUGAAGGAAAGUUGGAAUCUUUGGCUCUGAUGGACUGCUGGAAGAUCACGGACGAUGGGCUCAUGCAGGUUGUGGAUCGAAAUCCUGGCAUCGCCAAGCUUCAUGUACCAGGAUGCACAUACUUGACUGCAAAUGGUAUAGUAAGAAUUGUUCAGCGGCUCUAUGAGCGCAAGGGCAAUCUGAAAUCUCUCCAGAUUCAUGGUAUCUGCAACAUAACCAAAGACCAUCUUGACAUCCUCAAGUUGUUGUUGUUAGGAAGUAAUCACCAACAGGUUCUACCACCAACUAACGACCGCUACUGGCACUCCUUUACAUUCAUCAAUCAUGAUGACCGCCCAAUAGAUGUUGAUAUUUGCCCCAAGUGCAAGCAUGUAAGGAUGGUGUUUGAUUGUACAAGGGAGAAUUGCAGGUCAAUGAAGUCCCAAUGGACAGAAUGCAGAGGGUGCUUCUUCUGCAUUGCAAGGUGUGAGGACUGUGGAGGUUGUCUCGAUUUUGAUGAACUUGGGGAAGAAACUGUGUGCUCCCAUCUACUGUGUGUGAAGUGUUGGCUUGAUCUUCCAAAGUGCAAUAUCUGCAACCGACCAUAUUGCAAAGGACAUUCGAAUUUCCUAGAGGGAUCUUCCAAGUUUCUCGGUUUUGUAUGUGAGCAGUGUAUGGAAUCCACGAGCUCAUCAUAUCAUUCUACUUGUGGUUUGACAUUAUAUGAAGCUGGCUUAAGAGACUUCCACCACCAAACAAGCUCUUUAGAGGUUUUCCGCAUAGUGAAGCAAGCUCCCCACCCAUUUCUUGUUUGAAGCCCAAUUCUCUCAGUGAAUGAUCAGAAGCUCAUGCAGGCUCAGAUGACCUGAUUUGCACUAUUGAAGGCAGACUUGUACUGCAAGCUGAGCAAAAGUAUUACUCUUUCAUACUUUUCUAAAUAUAUUGAAUGAUAUAUUUAGCUUUGCAGUUUGAAUUGUGAAUAUCCAACAAAGGGUUAGGAUCCUCUCUGGUUGUUGUUCAUAUUGAAUCCUCAUCAUGUUGUUCAUGUGAUAGCAGGUUGGGCUUUAUGCUUCUGUUUCAGAUGGCAAUCUUUUCUUAGCCUCACUUCAGCUUUUGUAAUCCAUCUAAAGCUUCUGAACCUCCUUUUCUAAGACACUACAGAUCUUUUUACUACUGGAACCGUUUUGUCGAUGUAUGUUAAUUCGACGAUCCAGAAUUAUAAUUGUUAAUGUUUCAUUGGUUCCUUCUGUGGAUA